Molecule: messenger RNA, 246 nt
Organism: Ostertagia ostertagi
Lineage: Eukaryota; Metazoa; Nematoda; Chromadorea; Rhabditida; Trichostrongylidae
Source: the annotation of a GenBank genome assembly
ACAGAUUACGAAGUCUCUCAAGAGUAUGGCAAACGUCACCAUAACAGGAAAGCUUUCCGAAGUCAAUCUGAUAAGUGCAUCAAGUCGUUGCCAGAUGUGAAAUUAACACUGCAAUUAGGACAUGUUGACCGCGGUGCACCAUUUUCGCCAUUCUUACCCGGACGACCUGGUGGGCCGUACCAACCAACGGGUCCCAUCGGUCCCAUAGGGCCGGCAAGCCCAGGUGGACCUGGUGGCCCAGCUGGG